Molecule: messenger RNA, 2191 nt
Organism: Mugil cephalus (flathead mullet)
Lineage: Eukaryota; Metazoa; Chordata; Actinopteri; Mugiliformes; Mugilidae
Gene: st6galnac2
Product: ST6 (alpha-N-acetyl-neuraminyl-2,3-beta-galactosyl-1,3)-N-acetylgalactosaminide alpha-2,6-sialyltransferase 2
Exons: 9
Coding region: 402-1511 (369 amino acids)
Molecular function (GO): sialyltransferase activity
Source: RefSeq, a predicted model, not a curated record
UCAGAUGGCUGUUUGGUACAAAUUUAAAUAAAGAAACAGGAUUUAUUAUUAAGUCUUUCAUGAAACACGUUUUGGUCUGAAACUGGAUACUCCGGUCUGGCCAGUCUGUUCGGGUGACUCUGUUUGACGGUUUUAUUUCAUUUUUCGUGAUUUUGACCGUAGCCCCGCCCUCGCAGGUGACACCACGGCAGGUGUGUUAGUCCUCGGGACAGGGGAAACUAACUGUCGCCGCUUCUUCCACCAUCGCAGCAUCUGGUUUGCACAGUUUUCACUCCCGAGGCGUCCCGUGUUUGCCUUUUCCCCCCGUGAACAGGUGAGAUGAGUGGGGCAGGUGCGGCUCUCCUCUCCUCGCAUCUCGGGGACUGAUUGCACCCGACAGGAAAGGAGCUAUUCACACAACCAUGAGAGCGCCCUCCUUCAAGUGUGCUUUCCUCCUGCUGGGGACCUUCGUCGUCUCCAUAGUUUUAUACGGGACUUUCAGCGACUGGGGCCGCAGUGUGCAGCCACUAGAGGACAGCGCUGAGCCAGACUUUCAACCGACCUGGAACAUCAGCUUCGCCACCGAGGACGAAGAUCUGGUGGAAGCAGCGUGUUCUCUGAGGAAAGCGGUGAGGAACAAUCCUCUGGUCAACAAAAUCUUCAGCUUCUCCGUGUCAGUCUUCCUGUCGGCGGGAAGCUUCUCCAAACCGGCCUGGGAGCAGCUGAAGAAUCAGCGGCCACCGUACGGCUGGAAGUCUGUUCCUGCUGACGUCGUCAAAUCGUCCGUCUCUCAGCUCAGCAGCUCUCAUCUGUUUGAGCGCGGCUCACCUGACAGGUGUGUUCGUUGUGCUGUGGUGGGAAAUGGAGGAAUCCUCCGAGGGUCCCGGCAAGGGAAGAACAUCGACAGCCAUGACUUUGUGUUCAGGAUGAACGGAGCGAUGAUCAGCGGCUUUGAGAAAGACGUGGGGAAGAAGAUUUCCUUCUACGGUUUCUCCACCAACACAAUGAAGCACGCGCUCAUCUGGUACCGCGGAGACGGCUUCACCAGAAUCCCUCAGAGUCCAGACAUCAAAUACAUCUUCAUCCCUGCAGACAUCAGAGAUUAUGUGAUGCUUGCUGCCGCUAUUCGGGGUCGGGCCAUCCGCUCAGGAAAAGACAUAGGAGACAGACCCUCGAGAUAUUUUGGCCACAAACCAGCUGAAUACUUCAAGAUGCUCCACCCAGCCUUUAUCUCCUACGUGACACGCAAUUUCCUGGCAUCUUCUCGGCUGGACGACAUCAGGAGUCGUGACUUGUACAUGCCGAGCACCGGAGCUCUGAUGCUGCUCACCGCCAUACAUACCUGUGACCAGGUUUCUGCUUAUGGCUUCAUCACUAGGAACUACGCCGCGUUCUCCGACCAUUACUACGACUCUGUGAGGCGGCCUCUGAGGUUCUACGCCAACCACGACUUACAAAUGGAGGCCCAGCUCUGGGAGACUCUACACCGCCAGAGGAUAAUCAAGCUGUACCAGCGGAGGACGAGAAGCUGACGGAGGAAACGUUCAGACGACAAGUUCACCAGUCUGUGGUGCUUUUAACACGAGCUCAGGCUGAACAAUCGAGGCCUCGGGUUAAUCUAAAAGUUGCUUCUUUUUGCUUGAAUUCUACAGGAAUCCUGAAAUCCUUUUCACUUUCAAACAUAUGUGUAAUGUUUACACUUUAAGUUUUGUUUUUCAAUGCUGAACCAUUUUUGCACUUGCCAUGAAACACCAUGAAAUAUUUUUGUUACAGAAUUAAAAAAUGUGAAUUAAAAUGAUGAAUUUCAUUUUUAAGUAUGAGUGAUUCAAUUUAAAGUUUUUCACUUUCUGUAAAAGGAGAGCUUAAAUGCAGUGGGAGAGUCUCCAGAAAUCUUAUGGAAGAUAGCAGGACUUGAACACAAUGUGUUAACAUUAAAUCAUGACUGGAACUGUUGCAGAUCUUUUCUUUUUUUUUUUUUAAGUGUAAAAUAUGUAUAUAUUAAUGGGCAAAUAAAUGAAGGUGAUUAAUUCAGUUAUGAAGUUAAGUAUUUUCAACAUAUUGCAAAAUAUAAAUGUUAAAAUAUAUAAUUAGAUUUUCACAGUGUGUUCUAACAUGCACAGUAUGCAGGAAUACAUUAUUAACUAAUCUAACAUAAGUUGACUAUAUCAUGACUUUACAAGAGGCUGAAAAUUAUAUAUUUUUUUCAUGCAGA